AUGUCUUCCACCACCCCCUCUUCUUCCCUAAAAAUCACAAAGCGACCUUGGAACCACCGCGGCCACGCCGACCACGGCUGGCUCUACACCUUCCACACCUUCUCCUUCGCCUCCUACUACGACCCUUCCCACGAAUCUUUCGGUCCCCUCCGCGUGAUCAACGAAGACCGCGUAGAGCGCGGCACGGGCUUUGGCACGCACUCGCACGCCGAAUUUCUCAUCUGGAGCUACAUCGUCCGCGGCGAACUCGAACACAAAGACUCGAUGGGAAACCUCGAAAACCUGAAGCGCGGAGAAGUACAGUUUACCUCUGCAGGCACGGGGAUCAGGCAUUCAGAGUACAACCGCAAAAAGGACGAAGACGUGCAUUUUUUGCAGAUUUGGGCAAAGCCGUACACGAAAGGCCUGCAACCAUCCUACGUAACCAGAAAAUUCACGGAUGAGAUGAAGGAAAAUAAACUCGUCAGGAUCAUGGAGGAUGUCAAACGCCACAGUGGAGCAGACGCACAAGAUCAACCUAUCCCUCUGCAUGCGGAUUUGAGCAUGGAUGCUAGUAUCCUAAGCCCGGGCAAGAGCGUCACUCACGAUAUCGUGGCGGAGGGAAAGAGAAAUGUAUUCGUGCAUUUGGUCAUGAGUGGCAGAACGCAGCCAAAGACCGGUGGCGCAAAGAUCAAGGUCGGAAAUGUCGAGUUGGGUGAGGGUGAUGGUGCGUAUAUUAUCAAUGCUACCGGACCGGGAAAGAUCGAGGUCGAGAGUGUUGGCGACAAGCCCGCUGAGUUUUUGCUCUUCGAUAUGGGGCUGUAA
Aureobasidium namibiae CBS 147.97 is the source of this 804-nucleotide messenger RNA. RefSeq names its product RmlC-like cupin. The transcript has a single exon. Lineage: Eukaryota; Fungi; Ascomycota; Dothideomycetes; Dothideales; Saccotheciaceae. Bases 1 to 804 code for a protein of 267 amino acids. The record is from RefSeq and is a predicted model, not a curated record.